CAUAGUUUUAUGUGUACUUGGCCCCAGCCAAAUUGGAAAUUGACGAACAAGUUUAUUGUAUUUUGUGUAGUUACCUACCCUUUCAUUCAAUAUUUUCAACGAAGUUAGUUACUUGUUUCUUAAAUUCUUUGAACAUGGAAUACACGAACAAGGACUUUCCUGUACUCAAGAACGAUAGACUGUUAAAAGCUGCGUUUGGUAAAGAAGUGGACAAAGUACCUGUAUGGGUUAUGCGACAAGCCGGUCGUUACUUGCCAGAGUUUCAAGAAGUUCGGUCUAAACACGAUUUUUUUACUGUAUGUCGGACUCCUACGCUGGCGUGUGAAGUCACUUUGCAGCCGUUGCGUCGAUAUGGACAUUUGGAUGCAUCUAUUAUAUUCAGCGAUAUUCUCGUCAUACCACAAGCUUUAGGCAUGACUGUUGAAAUGCAUCCUGGAGUGGGUCCAGUAUUCCCAAACCCAAUGACCGAUCCUUCAGAAAUUGACUUGUUAAAGGAAGAAGGUGCAGUGUCUAGAUUGGCAUACGUAGGAGAUGCUAUAACAUUGACAAGACACAAAAUUGAGGGAAAAGUACCUCUAAUUGGAUUUACAGGAGCUCCAUUUACAUUAAUGGGAUACAUGAUAGAAGGUGGUGGCAGCAAAACAAUGUCUAAAACCAAAGAAUGGCUGGAGAAGUACCCAAAGGAUGUUCACAAACUACUCAGCUUGCUUACAAGAGUUAUUAUCGAUUAUCUUGUGAUGCAGGUGGAAAGUGGAGCACAGCUUCUUCAAGUGUUUGAGUCCAGUGCAGACCAUUUGACCAGAGAACAAUUCAUUGAAAUUUCAGCCCCAUAUCUGAAAGAUAUCAGAAGUGGGGUAAAGAAGCAACUUGAUGACAAAAAAAUAGAUCAAGUUCCAAUGACAGUGUUUGCAAAAGGCGGUGGACAUUCCUUAGACAUACAAGCCCAAUUGGGAUAUGAAACAAUCGGCCUCGACUGGACUAUCAAUCCAGUUGAAGCAAGAAAGAUAAUUGGUGACAAUGUCACGUUACAGGGGAACUUGGAUCCUCAAGAUUUGUAUAAGUCACCAGAGGAAAUCAAAAGGUUAACAAUAGAGAUGGUGCAGAAGUUUGGAAAGCACAGGUAUAUAGCAAACUUAGGGCAUGGCAUUACACCUCAAACUCCAUUGGAAAGCAUGACUGCCUUUACAGAAGCUGUCCAUGAGGCUUUAUAAAAUUGUUGGUUAUUU
Hyposmocoma kahamanoa is the source of this 1226-nucleotide messenger RNA. RefSeq names its product uroporphyrinogen decarboxylase (gene Urod). The transcript has 7 exons. Gene Ontology annotation, biological process: heme biosynthetic process. Gene Ontology annotation, molecular function: uroporphyrinogen decarboxylase activity. The record is from RefSeq and is a predicted model, not a curated record. The coding region runs from base 135 to 1211 and encodes 358 amino acids. NCBI's taxonomy places the organism in Eukaryota, Metazoa, Arthropoda, Insecta, Lepidoptera, Cosmopterigidae. Gene Ontology annotation, cellular component: cytosol.